Molecule: messenger RNA, 1087 nt
Organism: Alosa alosa (allis shad)
Lineage: Eukaryota; Metazoa; Chordata; Actinopteri; Clupeiformes; Clupeidae
Gene: slbp2
Product: stem-loop binding protein 2
Exons: 8
Coding region: 1-1023 (340 amino acids)
Biological process (GO): mRNA transport; mRNA 3'-end processing by stem-loop binding and cleavage
Cellular component (GO): cytoplasm; histone pre-mRNA 3'end processing complex
Molecular function (GO): mRNA binding; histone pre-mRNA stem-loop binding
Source: RefSeq, a predicted model, not a curated record
AUGAAACAGCUCGAACACCUGCGCGCAGCCGAUGGACAUGUAGGCUACGCUGCUAUGAAACCCAUUAUUUUCAAUGACUUGCGCGCGCAAGAACUGGCCUGCCGCAGCGCUGAACAUGGCAGAGGCUUCUCCAUCCCCUCAUGGCCUGGCUUCUCCGAACAGGCGCUCAGCUUCAGCGCUGGACACCACCUCAACAUGGAGCCCUGGCUACUGCCUGGAUGCAGCUCUGUCUACGACCGCCUGGUCAGUGAUAUGGGAGCAAGUCCUCGGUCCCUGCAGAGUGGUGGAGACAAAAACAACUUGGCUGUGCUCUCCUCUCAAAAGCCUCGCAGGUCGUCCAUCCUUGAGCGCUGUAUCCUGCGAAUAUCCUCAGCAGGCGUCCAGACAGAUGAGACUGAUGUAGUCCCCAGGUCUCCGAAGCCCUUCUGGUGUUCCCGUAACUUGGAUCCGUCGCGUUUCGAGACCAAUGAGUCGGUUCUGAAGCGUCGGCAGAAGCAGAUCCAGUACGGGAAGAACACCCAGGGGUACCAGAACUACCUGCAGCAGGUGCCAAGGCACCUGCGGAUCCCUGGGCUGCACCCGUCCACCCCUAACAAGUACCACAAGUACAGUCGGCGCUCAUGGGAUGCGCAGGUGCGGCUGUGGAGGAAGGCGCUGCAUGCCUGGGACCCCAGCGCCUCUGCCCAAAGUGACCAGAGCGAGGGGGACGCUCCCCUGGACCAGGACGCACUGCGAGGCCUGCUGGACCAGGUGGAUGAGGAGCGGGGCGUGGAAAUGGGCAGCCAGCUGGACGUUACGUCAGGAUCCAACGCCACACUGCUAACCCCACAGCCAGCUGGCAAUGCCGCACACGGACAGGCCAUGUUUUCCUCCGCUCCCCAGGAAGAGCUUUCAGUCUCCCGGGAGCGGCCCUUCCAGCCGGGGCUGGGCUACAGUUUCAGGAGCGAGCUCACCGCCGAGGAGAAUGUCCUGGGCUGGCUGCGCUUUCUGCUGGAGGCUGAGGACCACUCCUACCAGCCCUGAACACACACACAUACCACCUCUCGCCUACCCCACCCCUGCUCCACACACACACACACCACCUCUC